AUGAAUCAGAACAUUGUGCAGAAGCAACUCGUCACAUUAGACCAGGUUUAACCAACAACGAGAAAUAGUUCAUAAGAAACCUGUAUUUUUCAGACUUUUUUGGUAUUUGAUAUCGAGCAACCAGUUGAUGCUGAUCAAAAAAUCAAAUUAAAUCGCUUGAGUGGAGUUGGUCCAAUUCAUUGGAGAUUCCAGGUAUAUUAUUUGAACUUUUUUCAAACAAAAACAUAGGUUUAUAGACGAACUCGCCAACUCAUUACAUAGUUACUCCAAAUUCCGGAACUCUCCGAGAUGACGAAAUUGUUGAAAUAACAAUAACUUUGCACAAAAAUCGAUUCCGUCCAAGAGAUGAACUUAUUCUUCAGGCAACACCAGCAAUAAUGGACAUUACAGAGGUGAAUCAAAUGUUUUAAAAAUAUUUUCAAAAUUAAAAGAAAACUAUUUUCCAGGCUUCUACGUGGGAAAACAUUGAAAACAUGCAACAUAUCAAUUUCGACAUUGGUACGACUGUUAUGAACAUCGAAAAAACAUUAGAAUCUUCGAAAAGUGCCAAUCAACAAGAUUUCAAACAACUUAUCGAUGUUUGUGCAUCAAAAGGAGAAGAUGAAUUGAAAGCACUUCAUAAAAUGACAACAACUGAUAUUGAAACAUUGAAUAAUAAUAUCGAACAAUCGAAGCAAUUGAAAAGUGUUCUACAAAAACAAGUCGAACAGAAGUUAGUUUAUUUUGGGAGAAAUUGGGUUUCUGAUAGUUUGUAUUUUAGCGGUGAGAAUAUCUCAUCCAGCAAUCUGAAUACUUGAAAAUUGUUGUCUCGCCAAUGUUUUUUUUUUUUGGAAAAUGCAUUGUUUUUCUAAACAUACCUCGACCGAGGUCAUGAUUCCCAAAUGUAAAAAUUGUACCAAUUCAGUGUGAAAUUAAAAUUUUCAAGACUUUCAUCUCUAAAAAAUGAAAUGUAUUGAUUUUCAAAGUUUUACUAUGGCCCAGAACAUGUUAGCCGAGUUGUGUUUUUCUAAAUAAUUGUUCAAAUGUUUCAAUAUCUCCGAAUUGUAUUUUUUUUGAAUGUUUUGCCACAUUGAAAAGUCUGAAUAUUUUGAGGAAGCACAUGGUAUCAGAAUAUAGAACUAAACUGGCAGUUUUGGAAGGAGGAUAUAUGAAAAAGAGUGCAGAAGUGGAACGUCUUCAAGCUGAAUUAUCACAUUAUCAUCGUAUUACAGCUCUAAAAGUAUCAUCUCCAAAUACACAACCUCCUUCGAAUUGUUCUAUUUCAUAA
Molecule: messenger RNA, 1267 nt
Organism: Caenorhabditis angaria
Lineage: Eukaryota; Metazoa; Nematoda; Chromadorea; Rhabditida; Rhabditidae
Source: the annotation of a GenBank genome assembly